Messenger RNA from Suillus discolor, 2030 nucleotides. Its product is annotated as kinase-like domain-containing protein. Gene Ontology annotation, molecular function: protein kinase activity; ATP binding. The record is from RefSeq and is a predicted model, not a curated record. The transcript has 12 exons. The coding region runs from base 288 to 1988 and encodes 566 amino acids. Gene Ontology annotation, biological process: protein phosphorylation. Lineage: Eukaryota; Fungi; Basidiomycota; Agaricomycetes; Boletales; Suillaceae.
GCUGAAUGUUCGUUAGCCCUUGAACUUAGAUGACCACCAACGAGCCCAUAGUCCAACGGCACCGCUGUCACGACCGACAAUGUCAAGAUAUGAUCAUUUCCAUACAGUCACUUGUCCAACGUCACUUGUGGAAAUGUACGAUGUUCAACAUUUAGCGCUAAGGAGAAUAUAUACCGAGGACAAGAAUGGCUACAUCCAGUGUGGAUUCACAGGAUACCAUCCGCCUUGCCCUUGAUCUAGUACUUCUCAGUUGACCUUUCAUCGCUCACGAAGCUAAUCGAGAAAGCAUGGAGAACGUCGAUGUGAGGACGGAAGACUUGCCAGACAAUUUGACGCCCUUUAUCACUCGAACAGCUCUGGACCAUAUUGGUGGAGGUGCAUUUGGCGAUGUCUGGAAAUGUAAUUAUGAUGCAAAUGGUAUUUCUGCCCUCGUUGCGGUCAAGGCCUUUAGACUUCCAGAAAGUUAUGAUUUAGAGGCACUCAACAGGAAAAUCAGCCGAGAGAUAGGCAUAUUGAGAAUUCUACGCCAUAACAAUAUCGUACCCUUGUGGGGUAUAACGACAGGAUUUGGACGAAUAUCAGAGUUGCGUUGCUUAGUAUCUCCGUGGAUGCCAAACGGCACGUUGAAUGUAUACCUAGUAUCUAAUCACAAUGACCUAACACCUCUAGACCGUUCGCGUAUGCUGAAGGAUGUCAGUGCUGGACUUCGUUACUUGCACUCGAUUUCUGUCAUGCACGGGGAUAUAACAGGGGCAAAUAUACUGAUCGACAAAGGAGGCCAUGCGAGGUUAAUCGACUUUGGUCUUUCCACCAUCACACAACCCCUUAUCGACCAGUCCCACUUGGCCGCGACAUCCAUACGUCCAGGCGCAAUCCGCUACGCAGCACCAGAACUCGUUCUACUAGACAAUACCCGCGAGCUGCCAGUGCCUCUAGAAAAAGCUGAUAUAUACUCUUUUGGUUCUAUAAUGCUUCAAAUUCUCUCGGGUCUGCGUCCUUGGUCUGAGAUCCCGUCAGAAGCGUUCAUCAUCGUUAGGAUCUCGCAGGGUGAUGGACCGCAACGUCCUGAUAGUCAACCUACCAUAAUAGACUCCGAUUGGAAAUUCAUCCAAAAAUGUUUGCAAUCCGAACCCGAACUUCGACCUUCAGCAGAUGAAGUGCUUGACUUUGUCAUGCAUAGGUUUUCCUCUCCAGACCCUUGUCACGGCAGUGGACCGCCUGACGAUCCUUCCGAUGAUGGACCUGAUAAUGACCCCGGAGCUUCCCCACAGGGUGGUUCUAAUGAGUCAGAUACGGUAGAACAACCACCCGGCAGUCCACCUGGUCGCGAAUCAAAACCUUCAAUUUUGUUAAAGCCUCGAAUUUCUUACUGUCAUAGUGGUUCAGCUACUACGCACUCCGGAACAGCACCCAACAAUCCCGAUGUUGGACCGGAUAAUGACCCCGGAGCUCCCUCACAUGGUGGUUCUAAUGAGUCAGAUACGGCAGAAAAGCCACUCGACAGUCCACCACUCCACCCUGAUCACGGACCGAAGACUUUUUUCACGUUCACGGAUAGUUUGUUCACGACCACGGAAAGUUCGUCUACAUCCACCUCGAAUGCUCCUGUAUUUUCCACACCGGGCUUCUUCCAUUACGACGACUCAAGUAAUGCAAUGUCUGGGUCCUCCACUAGACGAGAACCUAUGCACCAUUCUCUCGAUGAGGUGUUUCAGUGCAUGUGGGCUAGUUCUCACGGGUUACAUUGCAAUGAGUUGAUUCGUGGCCACGAUCUUUCUCUUCACCUACGUGAAGCUCAUGGAAUUCAUGGCUCAGACAAGUCUCGCGUCAUGUGCAUGUGGGAUGGUUGUCAUGUGGAACCUAUCAAAGAAUCCCUCUCGAGGCAUGUGGAAGAGAUGCAUUUAGGAAUUGUGUACACCUGUGAAUGCGGGAACAGGUUCUCGCGUAAAGAUACCCUCAACCGACACAGAAGGACGUGCAUGGCCUAGAGUUUGCAUUUUAAUAUUGAGUAACUGGUAUACCGGUAUGUA